UCACAUUCACAACACAAACCCAAACACAUUACACACGCUCUCUCUCUCUUCUCUACUUUCUCUCUCCUCUCGCUCUUUCCUUCACUCCAAACGACAUUCCACCCUUUUUUUACAUCCCUGCAUGCAAAUUUUCAUCAAAAUUCAUCACCAUCAUCUUCAUUGUUGCUGCUAUUGUAACCAUUUUUCGAAUUGUAGAAAAGUCAAGGAGCAAAAAAUUGGGGAAAAAGUUUAUAAUUUAGGGUUUUGUUGGAGCUAUGUGAUUUGUGAUGUCAUUAAUUCUAUUAAUUUUAGUGUAUAAAUGCUCUUUCCCGGGGAUCUAGGGUUUCGCUUUGCCGUGUUCUUCAUUUUCGGAGUUUUUCCGGCGGGUUUCUUCAUCCUCCGCCGGAAAUGGCGGGUUGCUGUGGCCAGACAAGAGGAGAUCAACCGUUUGCUUGUUUUGGCUUCUGAAGAGGCUGCUCGAGCUGAACUUGAGGCUAAUUUUGGGUAUAAUUAUACACCUUAUACUAGUUCUUCUGCUUAUACUAGUUCUUCUGUACCGGUACCGGUUCCGGUUCCGGCUCCGGCACAGCGGCUUUGUGCUGUUUGUUUCACUCCAACACCUAAUCGAUGUGCCAGAUGCAAGUCAGUCAAUUACUGCUCUGGCAAGUGUCAAAUAGUUCAUUGGAGACAAGGUCACAAGGAUGAGUGUCAUCCAUCGGUGAACAAUUCUGAGAUCAGUGAUGAGGAAGUCAGUUUUGUGGGCGAUAAUCAGCUUUAUUCUCACGGCAAUAUUCCCAUCACUGAGAAUGGUGGAAUACAAUUUGAGGAACAAGUGGAAGCUGCACAGAAAAAACCUGGAUUCAUCCCUCCUGCACACUUACCUACUGAUUUGUCCGUGAAGGACAACAAGGAUGCAACUCAAGCUGAACUUCAUGGCACAUCAGAACAGCCAGAAGUGUCUCAGCUUCAUGCAUCUUCUUCUAGUGAUAGCAUGUGCAUUGAUGAUUCCAUCUCAGAUAUUGAUAGUUUGCACGAUCUUGAUUCUGAUUCAUAUGAUUCGUGUUCCAUGCUUGACAACCCUGAGACAGUUUCAAGUGAUCAGAAUUUGGAGCAAACGAAGCAGCUGGAGGAGAAAUCUCAUUUGAGAGUGUCAUCCAAUGGUAAUUUAUAUGUUUCCAGUGAACCAAAGGAAGAAGAAGCAUCAAGCAAAAUAACUGGCUCUUUAGGUUUGAGCAUCAAUCGCUCAGACAAGAACUUAGCUAAGCCAUCAACAGCCACACCUGGUUUCUGGGAUGGUUCUCUUGACUAUUGCAGAACUAAAAAAUACAUGCAAAGUGCUGAUGCCAAGCCAAUUAUUGGUGGAUUUGGUGAUCUCUCAUCAGAUAUGCAUUCGAAAGGGCCAGAAACAUCAGUUGAGUCCCGUCCUGGAAUUUUAAGAACUGAUAAGGUUGUUGCUGUGUCCACAAUGCCAGAAGAGAAGUCUACAUUUGUGGGUUCCAAAGAGCCUGUCGCUAGGGUUAAGAUGAUGAACAAGGAUAGAGAUUCGGUAAAGUCUGGAGAAGUUGGAGCUACACAUAAAAAUUUAAAGGACAAUACCUUACCAUUCCGUGCUUCAGCGAAGGCUGAUGAUUUGGGCAGAUACUCAAUAGAUGCUCAGAAUUCACCAGUGUCAAAGAAAGCUGGAUUGUCACCAAAAUCUCUUAAUGGUCCCCCAUCUGCCAUGAAGGAGCCUACUUCCACAAUUAUAAAGUCUGUUAAAGCUGGUGCAAAGGCUUCCCUGCCCACUCAGGUAGCCAGACCUGCCCCAAGUGCUGCUGCUGGCUUGAAAACGUCUGUGCUUAAAGUUGUAGAGCAAUUUAGAGUUCCAAAGUCGUCGAAGCAAAGUGAUGAUGUGGGAAGAAAAAGUGAGAAGGCUGUUUUCCCGUAUGAAUCGUUCGUUAAGCUUUAUAAUUGGAAUAGAGUGGAGCUUCGUCCAUGUGGCCUGAUAAAUUGUGGGAACAGCUGUUAUGCCAACGUAAUUCUUCAGUGCUUGGCAUUUACCCCACCACUUACUGCUUAUCUUCUUCAAGGACUUCAUUCUAAAACAUGUACAAAGAAAGAAUGGUGCUUCACAUGCGAGUUUGAAAGGUUGAUCUUAAAGGCAAAGGAAGGGGGUGCUCCGCUUUCUCCAAUAAGUAUAUUGUCCCAGAUAAAGAAGAUUGGCAGCCAUCUUUCUAAUGGGAGAGAAGAAGAUGCACAUGAGUUUCUGAGGUAUGCUAUUGACACAAUGCAAUCUAUCUGCCUUCAAGAAGCUGGGGUGAAUUCUUCUGUCUCUUUACAUGAAGAAACAACUCUCUUGGGUCUUACUUUUGGAGGCUAUCUUCGCUCAAAGAUAAAGUGUGCAAGAUGCCAUGUAAAGUCAGAGAAACAUGAAAGAAUGAUGGAUCUUACCGUAGAGAUAGGAGGAGAUAUAGAGACUUUGGAGGAUGCUUUACGGCAAUUCACUGGAACCGAGCUUCUUGAUGGGGAAAAUAAAUAUCACUGUGGCAGGUGCAAAUCUUAUGAGAAAGCAAAGAAGAAAUUAAAUAUAGUAGAGGCUCCAAAUAUCCUUACAAUUGCAUUGAAGCGGUUUCAGUCUGGUAAGUUUGGCAAGCUCAACAAGACAAUUCGGUUCCCGGAGAUUUUAAACCUAGCCCCAUAUAUGAGGGGAGGAAGUGACAAGUCACCAAUAUACAGACUUUAUGGGGUCGUUGUUCACUUGGAUAUUAUGAAUGCUGCUUUUUCAGGACACUAUGUUAGUUAUGUCCGUAACGCACAGAACAAGUGGUACAAGACUGAUGACAGCAUGGUCAAGGCUGUGGAACUGGAGAGAGUGCUUAACAAGGGAGCAUACAUGCUUUUCUACUCAAGAAUCUCACCACGUGCUCCAAAAUCUAUAAGAAGUGCCAUAGUCUCUCGUGAUUUGCCAAGUAAGCUUAAAAUUCCCGAGGUUGAUGCUUCUCGAAUCAACGGGAGAACUACUACGACGACUUCAAGACCGAGAGAUCAUCCGCCUUUGCACGGCAAUCGUAGUCCCGAUAUCGGUUACAUUCACCAAAGUGGAACAACAAACCUCCCACCACCAGUGCGGAACAUUCUAGAUUUCGACUCUUCUAGUGAUAAUUCAUCCCUGUUUAGCCACUCAGAUGAAGUCUCAAGCAGCACAGACAGCAACAGCAGGGAGUCUAUUAGUGCAGAUGACUUUUCCGAGUAUAUUUUUGGUUACAACGCCUUUUUUAGGCAUUCUUCGGAUUCAGACACUUCUUCUUCUUCCUCCUCUUCUUCCUCGUCUUCUCCUCAAUACACAACAAACCAUUCACCCCUUUCCAAUACAGAGAGGUACGCGUCUGCUCUUCCUAAUGAUAAUGCUCAUUCAGUUAUAAUGGAGGAUUCCAGACCUGAAAAUUUAGGUUCAUCAUUUUUGAAUUCUAACAGUAGUAUUAGUAGUAGUAAGCAAGAUAGGAAGAUAGUAAAUAUUAGUGGUAGUAGAGAGGCGGAUGCCGAGAAAUUAGGACGGGCUAACCCUUUGGAUAAUGGAAAAUCUGGUGUACUUCUGAGAAGAUCUUGGAGAAAAAGAACAGAUUAAGUAAUUCCAUCAUAUAAUGUUAUGUUAAUGAGUUGGGAAAAUAAGUGUUUAAUUUUAGUAAUUCCUUUUUCCCCCACAAUUUUUUUCAUGUUUUUUUGAGGGGGGAAGGGGUCCGGAAAUAUUUGUAUGUAUGUAAUUUUGUUACAUUUGUAUUUAAUGAGAAGGUAUAAAGAAAAAAUGAAAGUUUAAAUUUCA
Messenger RNA from Spinacia oleracea (spinach), 3778 nucleotides. RefSeq names its product ubiquitin carboxyl-terminal hydrolase 16. The transcript has 11 exons. The coding region runs from base 299 to 3583 and encodes 1094 amino acids. Gene Ontology annotation, biological process: protein deubiquitination. Lineage: Eukaryota; Viridiplantae; Streptophyta; Magnoliopsida; Caryophyllales; Amaranthaceae. Gene Ontology annotation, cellular component: cytosol; nucleus. The record is from RefSeq and is a predicted model, not a curated record. Gene Ontology annotation, molecular function: cysteine-type deubiquitinase activity.